Tetrahymena thermophila SB210 is the source of this 1704-nucleotide messenger RNA. RefSeq names its product small GTP-binding domain protein. Gene Ontology annotation, molecular function: double-stranded DNA binding. Gene Ontology annotation, biological process: reciprocal meiotic recombination. NCBI's taxonomy places the organism in Eukaryota, Ciliophora, Oligohymenophorea, Hymenostomatida, Tetrahymenidae. The transcript is spliced from 2 exons. The record is from RefSeq and is a predicted model, not a curated record. Gene Ontology annotation, cellular component: nucleus.
AUGAAUAAAUUUGACAUAUUUGGUAGUCAGGUUUCAGUAAGAUUCUAGGGCUCAUAGAUCCACUAAACUAAAUUUGGUGCUCUCCUUACCAUUUUAUUAUUUAGUUUUGUUUUCAUUAGAUUAGGGAUCUUAAUAAUCUCAGUGAUUUAUGGAAAAAAUCCAACAGUCCUUUUCUAAGAAAGAUAGGUAACGGACCCUAAAAAGUUUGCUAUAACUCCUAAUACUCUCUCUCUUGCUCUAGGAGUUUUAGAUGUUAACUAUAACUAUUACAUUGACAAUACCUUAUUCAUAAUAUAAGGACUCCAUAGGACUAAAUAAAAUGUAUUCAAUAUCACAACAGGUUAGUAUGACUAAAUUUUUAACACAAAAUUGUUUAAUCUAGUUAAUUGUACAGAUGAUCAUGUUCCUGACCCUAAAUUAAGAGAUUUUUUUCUCAAGUCGCAAUUUUACAUGCAUUAAUGCAUUCCGAAAGACUUGGUAGUUGAGAUUGAAGGUUAGUUCAAUUCUAAUUCUUACCAAGAAUUAAAUUUCUAUUUCACUAAAUGUAUUGGAUAAGGUUGUAAAGAUGAAAAAGAAAUAGAUGCUCUGGUGAACAACAACUACGUCGAAUUACUAUUCACAGAUGUAUAUUUUGCGCCUGAAAACAAAGACUAUCCUUUUGAAAGAUUUUCAAGAGAUUUGUAUUGGAUUACAAGCUAAAAUCUGCCAAGAGAAUCUAGUGUAUUUAUGAGAAAUAAUUAUGUAGAAAGUGAUUUUGGAUGGGUCACAUCUGAUAUCUCAACAUAAAUUUAUCCUUCAUUCAGCUAUAGUGAUAGUCAAAUAGUUGACAUUUCAAAUGGUUUUUUCUUUCAUUUAGUUGUAAGAUUUGAAAAAGAGAAAGAAAAUUUAUAUAAAAGGUCUUAUGAAAAUUUAUUUACAAUUAUGUCAUAAAUUGGUGGUUUUACUCAAAUUUUGCUUACAAUUUUUUCAUUUAUAUGCUUGAGAUACUCUGAAAUUCACUUAGCUAGAUCUUUGAUUAACUAGUCUUUUGAUUUUUAAGAUAUAACAAAUAAACCUAACAAUGAUAUCUUAAUUUCGAAUCCUACAUAAUAACAAUAAAAUAAUACAGAAGUAAUUGAUGAUUAAGCAGCUUAAAAUAGAUAAAUAUACAAAUUUUAUAACCCCUCUCCAAUAAAAGAAAACUCAUUUUAACUAACAUCUGCUUAUCGUGAUCAAUGUUCACCAAUUUUAACAUCUCAUUAGAAAGAUUCUAAUAAUAAGGCUGAUUUAAUCUAGCGAAAUGAGCAUGAACACAUUACUUAACAGAUAACUAUAAAAGAUAUCCAAAGUGGUGGAAAAGCAUUCACAGAUGAUGAAAUUCUGAAAGAUUACAAGAAAUAAUAAGAAUUGAUUUAAAAUAGAUAGAGCAUACACUUCAAUAUUUUUUCUUAUAUGCUAUCUUUCGUAGCUAAAAUUUUUUAAAGUUUUAGAAAUAAAAAAUAGGUGAUUGAUUACGGUUUCAAAGAGAUUGAUAAUAAUUUAGACAUAGAGUACAUCAUCAAAAAAUUUGUAGAAAUCGACAAAUUAAAAAGAAUCAUACUUAAUGAUGACUAGCUUACUUUGUUCAACUAUAUUCCCAAACCAUAAAUUCUUUAUAAAGUAGAUAAAUAGGGAGUUGUUAUUGAAAAAAAUUCUUUUUUUUGCAAAGAUGAUAACUUUAAAUGA